Messenger RNA from Diospyros lotus (date-plum), 956 nucleotides. Its product is annotated as ethylene-responsive transcription factor ERF003. The transcript has 2 exons. The record is from RefSeq and is a predicted model, not a curated record. Gene Ontology annotation, biological process: regulation of DNA-templated transcription. NCBI's taxonomy places the organism in Eukaryota, Viridiplantae, Streptophyta, Magnoliopsida, Ericales, Ebenaceae. The coding region runs from base 101 to 622 and encodes 173 amino acids. Gene Ontology annotation, molecular function: DNA-binding transcription factor activity; DNA binding.
CUACAAAAACCCCCCAAAGCCCCAAAAGCGCCCUCCCCAUCUCCCUCCCCUGCUCAUCCUCUAUCUGAGGCAUUUCCACAAACACCUUCUCCCUGCAUCCAUGGCUAGACCUCAGCAGCGAUACAGAGGAGUCAGACAAAGGCACUGGGGCUCUUGGGUCUCCGAAAUACGCCACCCAAUAUUGAAGACUAGAAUUUGGCUGGGAACGUUCGAGACGGCGGAGGACGCAGCCCGGGCCUACGACGAGGCGGCGAGGCUAAUGUGCGGCCCCAGGGCGCGCACCAACUUCCCUUUCAACCCCAACGCGUCGCAGUCGCCGUCGUCGAAGCUGCUCUCGGCGACGUUGACCGCGAAGCUGCACAAGUGUUACAUGGCCUCGCUUCAAAUGACGAAACAGUCGAUGCAAGCGCCCGAAAGAGCCGCAACUCCGCAAGCAAGCGGCAUUGUAGGGCAUGGCGUCGAAAUGGGCGCUGCAUGGCCAGUGGUGGCACCACAGCAAGCUGAGAGUAGCCCACAAUUCAAGCCACUUGAAGAUUGCCACAUUGAGCAGAUGAUCGAAGAGUUGCUUGAUUAUGGGUCCAUUGAACUUUGCUCUGUUGUUCCAUCUCAUCAGGCUAUGUGAUCUACCUCUCUCUCUCUCUCUCUCACUUUCUGUUGGUUUAGCUAUAUGAUAAUUUUUACCCCUCUGUGAGUCAGUGGAGAUCAAUUCUCACUCACGAAGCUAGAAUUCCAGACCUCACGCUCACAGACGUUACCCCCUACCACUAUAUUAAAAGUGGCUCUCAUUUGGCUAAUCUUUAACCCAUUUUUCUCUUCAGCCUUAUUACAAGAACCCUUUUUUAAGUGUAUUAGAUCCUCUCCCAGUUCCUAGAAUUGCCAUUCUAAGUGACCCAUUUGAGGAUAUCAUCAUCAUGUAUGUACAGUGUAUUAUGUUAUGAUAUGAUGCCAUUCUAUGA